Molecule: messenger RNA, 261 nt
Organism: Cladocopium goreaui
Lineage: Eukaryota; Dinophyceae; Suessiales; Symbiodiniaceae
Source: the annotation of a GenBank genome assembly
AUGGCUCAACUUGACAAGGAGAGGCAGUACGUUUGGGACAACAAGCAUCGAUUUCCACGGAAAGAUGCCACGUCCCAGCUGUUGCAUGGAGCUUGCGAAAAGCUGUUGAGGGAGAAGGCGGCCCUCGAGGAGCGUCGCUACGAGGAACACACAGCUGAACCGCACGUGCUGUUCCAGCGUCUCGGAGUUGAUUUCCACCGGAGGACUUCGGAGAAGGCCCGAGCAGCUUGGGCAGUGGCGAAAAAUUCGACAGUUGGUUGA